CUCAACUUGCGCGAGGCUCAUUCAGUUGAACCUCCAGUGCUUGUGCUCCAAUUUGAUAUCGACCAAAUGGGUAUCGAUAUGCCAUGAUCCAACAUGUUUAUUACUGGGAUGACUUUUAUCUUUUUAUAGUGGAAUCCUAGCCACUAAUUUGUGCAGCUCCCUCAGGCAGAGAGGCAAGCCACCGGCGCCCUUCGAGCUAUAUCAAAUGGAAUCUGAUCGAAACUCACAGGCUCAAAUAUCAUAAUAUCCAUGUUUUUGAACCCUUUUGACCCUGGUAAUUCAAGAAUCCCCAGCGCAAAACUUCCAACUGCUUAGAUUCACUAGGGGACCUCUUUUUUCACUUCACUGUUCACUAGUUCCUGCAUUCUCCAAUAUCACUUACAGAAUGCUGCUAGAAACAUGUCAUUGUCAUUCUGAUUGUGUGUAAUGUCUGUUUAUACUUCGCACGUUACCUUUGUUUACAGUAAUAUGAUACAGUCUUUCUUUUUUUUCCAUUCUACACACUCCUUUCUGAAAUGAUUGUUGCCCAUUGUGCUUGAGUUUCCUUGCCAUCCCUCGUUAAACCUCAUUUUAAAUAUUCGAUCUCCUCGUCGAGUCCAGAAGAGUGCAAAAAAUACGGAAAAACACAGACGCAUAAUGUCUACCCUAUUUCGUUCUCCGGAAGAUAUCUCGUCUUCCGAUUCCGAACCUCUGCCGGAGUUUGACCCUGGUGAGACCGACGAAUGGCCGGGACACUCCCAAAAGGCUCCCACAGACACAAGCACCGAUACUGCCGAGGCUUCAACCCGUUCUCAUGAAUACGGAACGUCUCAGUAUGAGCAAGUUGAGACAAGUAAUCGCCUUGACCAGGGGGAUAUCCCCGAACUCAAUGCAGAAGGACAGGCUGCUAUGAUGACUGCCGCCCUCCUAGAAUUCUAUUGCAACAGUCGCGCUGCUGACAUCCUCAAUGGGCAACCAGGAUCCCAUGGACCAUAUACUCGAGAUUCUCCUGAAGCGAAAUUCUUAGGAAGGCAUAUGUAUGCCUACAAGUCGCAGUUCUUGUCUCAUCAUGGUGUUAUUGCAGGGGGAGUCGAUGGGGAGGAUUGGGAAAGUACGAGACAGUAUUAUAGAGAUAACCUGGAUGUGCUUGGUAUGGCUGCCUUAGGAGAUGCGGACUUGGGCGGCCGGUCCCCUCGCCCAUCAUCGAGGGGAGCUGUUAGACAGGCUGCAGGAAUGGUAGAUACAGAGCAACUUCAAAAGCGAUUAGAAGGCCUCGAUCUUGAAAACAUAAGGAACUUCACUCCACGUGGCGCUUCCCGCCCUAGUCUUCAAAGACGUAUUACUGACAAAGCCCAUGCUGAAGCUCCCAAUGAGUCCAUGCCGCCAAAUAUUGCGGAUCUCGUAAAGCAUACUCGUACUCCGUUCCCGCAGCUUCCCAUCAACUUACCUGUUCUAUAUCCACAAGCUAUGAAUUUCCCCACUUCCCGCUAUACGAUUGAGUUUGAAGAGGAAGCAAUGAUUGGCAGAGGGUCAUAUGGUGCUGUAUACCGCGUGAGACAUCACGUUGAUGGCCAAGUUUAUGCUGUGAAAAAAAUACCGCUGGGAGAGAAACGACUGCGGCAAGUGCAGGAACGUGGUUUGAGAGGUCUAGAUCAUAUCCUGAAGGAGGUUAGAACGCUCGCUCGGUUAGAGCACCCAAAUGUUGUGCGUUAUUUCGGUGCUUGGGCUGAAUGCCCCAGUGGCCCAAUUAUCGAGACUUCCCCUACGAGCUUUCCAGUUGGUCAUCGCGAGAUGGACGAUAAUCAACAGCCACUCCUGAGCCCCGUAUCGUCAUCACCACGAAACGAUGAAUUAAACUUUAGCAUCGUGUUUGAGGACUCCAGCCACGGAAUCGUAUUCGAGAACUCUUCCACAAAUCGUGAAAGUGAAGUUGACGAGAGUGAACUCUCACACGACACUCCCGGCGCACGACGCGAUAAGCAGAAAUUUUAUCAAAAAUCAAGUGGCAGAGGUGACACCGUAGACGAUGAAGUCCAGUCUCUUCCACGCCAUUUUGACUUCCCAACCCCUGGCCACACAACAACGGAGAGUGAAACAAAUGAUGAUGUUUUUUCUGACGGGAUGGGGCAUAGUGGCUCCAUGGCCCAUGUCAACCGGAAAAUUGACCUAGUGAAACCUGGCCCUGUCCUUAUGUUGCAUAUACAAAUGUCGCUACAUCCCUUGAGCCUGGCAAAAUAUCUGACUGCGAAGCCCGUCGCGCCAGGUCCCAAACCCCCGCAACAUUGCUACCAUCUAGUUCCUUCUCUCAAAAUCAUUCUGGGAGUCUUGGCUGGCGUGGAGUAUCUGCAUGCCACUGGCAUAGUGCAUCGGGACCUAAAGCCUGCAAACAUUUUCCUUUCUCCAGCAGGUGCGCAGGACAGCCCAUGUCCAACAUGCAAGAAAGCUGGUACAGAAAGGACUUGGUACACGGCACCUCGCAUCGGUGAUUUCGGCCUCGUUGCAGAAAUAUCCCAAUGCCAGGAUGAAGAUAAAGGGCUUCUGUGUAGUUCCACAGGGACCCAUGUCCGUCCUGUUGGCACGGAAUUCUACCGACCGCCCAUCGUCACAUCCUCAUACCCUACCACACGUCACAGCACACACCAUGGAAUCAAUGACAAUGGCGGUGGCCACGGUGACAAUGAGAUACACCAUAAUAAGAUACGCAGUGCCCUCAGCAUCGACGAAAGCCUAGACGUUUUCGCGCUUGGUGUCAUCCUCUUUGAACUACUAUAUAAGUUUGAGACCCGAAUGGAGCGCCAAAUGACGCUCUGUGAUCUGACCUGUUCACCCAAUCCGCGGAUGAAGCACCAGCGCAGGCCCUCCAGACUCGUGCCUAAACUUCCAUCUGACUUCGCAACCAAGGUUGAUUGUUCGGGGAUCUUCAAAGAUGAGAGUGAGAGUGGUACUACGGAUAUCCUUAGAAAGUUGACUGGAUGUAUAAAGGGAAUGCUCGAUCCGGAUCCUCGUUGCAGAUGGUCAUGUAAGGAUGUGCAGCGAUGUUUGAAUGACAUAGUAUCCAGGUAUGAAAACCCAACCUGGACCGGUGAUGUCGGAAUAAAUUAGAAGCAAAGCCAUUCUUGCUGCUUUCUUCUUUGGGUUUCAAGCGCAUGAUUCUCCCCUCCUUUUAUGUCUCCAUCCCUUUUCGGAGCCUGGUGUUUCCUUUGUUAACUUCUUUUUCCUUCCAACGGCGCUAUGUCGCUCUUAGAUGACUUCCAAUACUAAAUAUCCUAGAGUUUGAUUGUGGUAAAGCUUCUGAGAAAAGGCGAAAGACCUUGU
Blastomyces gilchristii SLH14081 is the source of this 3294-nucleotide messenger RNA. Its product is annotated as PEK protein kinase. Bases 637 to 3081 code for a protein of 814 amino acids. The transcript has a single exon. NCBI's taxonomy places the organism in Eukaryota, Fungi, Ascomycota, Eurotiomycetes, Onygenales, Ajellomycetaceae. Gene Ontology annotation, molecular function: ATP binding; protein kinase activity. The record is from RefSeq and is a predicted model, not a curated record. Gene Ontology annotation, biological process: protein phosphorylation.